AUGUGCAAAAUGGCACCUUGUAUGACCAAUUCAAACGAGCACAAUGUGUACUUCGGUACGGACUCACUGAAGAAGUACUUUGAUCCUGAUUGUCAGCCUCCACUGCCUCUUGUUGAGCUUCCAAUACAUCUCAAUCCAUAUUAUGAUGAGGGGGUUCGGAUAUAUGCCAAGAUGAUGACGAUGCACCCGGCAAACAACGUCAAGGCCAUGCCAGCGUUGAACAUGUUGGAGACAAGUGUGGUUCCAAACAAGACCAAAACCAUUAUCGAGUAUAGCUCAGGGUCAACCGUGAUUUCAAUGUCGAUGAUUGCCCGAGUAAUGCACGGCAUCGACGAUACCCGAGCCUUUCUAAGCAACAAGACAAGCGACGCAAAACUGAAAUUGAUGCAGUUCUUCGGUCUGGACAUAACCCUGUUUGGCGGGCCCUCACAGCCAGAGCCCAUCGAUGGACGUGGUGGUAUCCAAACUGCCCACAGACAAGCCAAAGAGUCCGAGUCAAUCAUCAACCCCAAUCAAUACGAGAACGACGACAACUGGCAGGCACACAUCCGGUGGACAGGACCACAGAUCUUCAAGCAAUUGCCAGAGAUUAACGUCCUUUGCGCCGGCAUGGGUACUUCAGGGACUUUGACUGGAUUAGGUACUUAUUUCAAGAGCGUGAAGCCUUCUGUGACACGCGUCGGAGUCUGCACAGCGCCUGGUGACCGCGUGCCUGGCCCCAGAUCAUAUGCACUAUUACGGCCAGUCGAGUUCCCCUGGAAAGAAGCAGUGGAUACUGUCGAGGAAGUUGGAUCCUCUGGCUCAUACACUUUGUCCCUGAAGCUUUGUCGAGAGGGGUUAGUUUGCGGCCCCUCAUCCGGAUUCAAUCUACAAGGUUUAUUCCAGAUGUUAGAGAAGCGCAAGGCAGCCGGUACACUCGGUGAUUUGGCAGGCCCCGAUGGAGUGACGCACUGCGUCUUUUUGUGCUGCGACUUGCCAUACCAGUACAUUGAGGAGUAUUUCCAGAAACUGGGAUCUGAACAAUUCCCUCCCAUCCACAAUGAGCAAUUGACCAAAGUCGAUCUCCACCGCUAUGACGAAGCCUGGGAGCGAGACGCCCUGGACGUCCUUCCCCAGGUAUACGGAUCCGCGCGGUCCCUCGCGGAAAGCCAGCUGAGCGAGAUCACGCUCAAACCACAGCACCGGGUCCUUGAUCUACGGAGACCAGAUGAUUUCCGAGCAUGGCAUCUCCCCGAGUCGAUCAAUCUGCCGCUGACCAGUAUCGGGCCACACACGACAUCACCGUUUUCGGACGCGGCGGUGUUGGAGGCGCAAUGGGUGGAGCUGGAGAAGAUCUUCCGCGAAGGCCGCCUUGUCCCACAGCUUGGUUCGCAUCAUGUCCUGGUGGUAUGCUACAACGGAGAUACGGCACGCGUGGCGACCAGUGUUCUUCGGGCGAAGGGCCUUGAAGCGGAUAGUGUUCGUGGGGGCUUCCAUGCGCUGAGGAUUUAUGGGAUCGGGAGUGAGGGUCCCGCUGUGUCCACUAAGGCCCCUGGACCUAUUGCGGCCACGGUUUCUGUUUCGGCGGUGCCCCUUGAUUAG
Messenger RNA from Penicillium verhagenii, 1581 nucleotides. RefSeq names its product putative cysteine synthase B. Lineage: Eukaryota; Fungi; Ascomycota; Eurotiomycetes; Eurotiales; Aspergillaceae. The transcript is spliced from 3 exons. Gene Ontology annotation, molecular function: cysteine synthase activity; cystathionine beta-synthase activity. Gene Ontology annotation, cellular component: cytoplasm. The coding region runs from base 1 to 1581 and encodes 526 amino acids. The record is from RefSeq and is a predicted model, not a curated record.